GUAAGUAUGGCUGAAACUGCGUCGUUUUGACAAAUCUGUCUUAACUUAUUUUUCUCUCGUGGUCGUGACCAAAUCUGCCCUCCGCUCUUUCACCGGUUUCGAUCACGACGAAGAUGAGAGUAGUAGUGCUACCUUCCUCUCUCUCCGUCUCUUUGCAACUAUGCACUCUUCUCCUCCUUGCUUCUGCGAUUAGAUCGAGCUCUUCUCCAUUGAACGAUCCGUUUCUCGGCAUUUCUCCUCAAGAUGAGAAGUUUUACAAAUCAUCUUCUGAGAUUAAGUGUAAGGACGGAUCAAAGAGAUUCACGAAAGCUCAACUUAAUGACGAUUUCUGCGAUUGUGCAGACGGAACCGACGAGCCAGGUACAUCAGCUUGUCCGAAUGGAAAGUUCUAUUGUCGGAACGCAGGCCAUUCUCCAUUAAUUUUGUUUUCUUCCAGAGUCAAUGAUGGUAUCUGUGAUUGUUGUGAUGGAAGUGAUGAGUAUGGUGGUAAUGUGACUUGCCCGAAUACAUGCUGGGAGGCUGGAAAAGCUGCUCGAGAGAGCCUGAAGAAAAAAAUCGAAACUUAUAAGCAGGGGCUUGUGGUAAGGAGGAAGGAAAUCGAACAGGCGAAAGUGGGUCUGGAGAAAGAUGCAGCGGAGUUGAAGAAGCUGAAAAGCGAGGAGAAGAUUUUGAAAGGCCUUGUUCAACAGCUUAAAGAACGUAAAGAAGAAAUUGAGAAGGUAGAGGAGAAGGAGCGUCUACAGAAAGAAAAGGAGGAGAAGGAAAGGAAAGAUGCUGAGUUAGCUGCCCAGCCAGCAAAGGAGAACAGUGAGGAGAAGACAGAUGGCAAUGAAAAAGUUGAAGGAAGCACCGCUGGAGAAGAGAUGCCGGGAGCUUCACAUGACGAUGAUUAUCCCGAUGAAGACACAUAUCAUGAUGAGAUUGGUAAUUACAAGGAUUCUCCUACAGACGAGGAGCCAGCAGCUGAAGCUGAACCAACAAGUAUACUGGAAGAGGCUACUCACACUAAUCCAGCAGACGAGCAUGUUGUGGACACGAAAAAGGAAUCUCCCUCAUCGGAGGAUCCUCUCACAGAUGGAUCUCAAAAUGAUGGUAGUACCAAAAAGGAGUCAGACGAGGUGAAGAAAGUGGAUGAUCUUGUUUCCGAGAAGAAGGAAGAGUUGUCAAAGGAGGAGUUGGGGCGUCUCGUUGCGUCUCGCUGGACAGGAGAGAAAUCUGAUAAGCCAGCUGCUGAGGCAGAUGAUACCCCCAAAGCUGAUGAUCAGGAAAACCAUGAGCAUACGCCCAUCACUCCACAUGAAGUAGAUGAAGACGAUGGGUUUGUUUCAGAUGCUGACGAAGAUACGGCAGACGAAGGAAAAUACAGCGACCAUGAACCCGAAGAUGACUCAUAUGAAGAGGAGCAUCGGCAUGAUUCUACUACUUCCUACAAAUCUGAUGCAGAGGAUGAUCUCGAUCUAUCAGAGACAACAACCUCAAAUCCUACUUGGUUGGAGAAGAUACAAAAGACCGUCAAGAGCAUUUUACAGGCUGUGAAUCUGAUCCAAACCACACCAGUUGACAAAUCGGAGGCUGAUCGGGUACGCAAGGAAUACGAUGAGUCGAGCUCAAAACUGAACAAAAUACAGUCAAGGGUGUCGAGCUUAGAGAAGAAGCUAAAGCAAGACUUUGGACCGGAGAAAGAGUUCUAUUCGUUCCACGCUCGGUGUUUUGAGAGUAAACAGGGCAAGUAUACUUACAAAGUCUGCGGAUAUAAAGAAGCAACACAAGAGGAAGGCUAUUCGAAAACUCGGUUAGGGGAAUGGGAGAAGUUUGAGAACUCGUACCAGUUCAUGACAUAUACAAACGGAGAUAAGUGCUGGAACGGUCCAGAUAGAAGCCUGAAGAUUAAGCUAAGAUGUGGGUUAAAGAAUGAGCUUAUGGAUGUGGAUGAACCAAGCCGUUGCGAAUAUGCAGCAGUUUUAUCUACUCCAGCUCGGUGUUUGGAAGAUAAACUUAAAGAACUAGAACAAAAGCUGGAGAAGAUGAUGAGCCAAGACCAAUCUCACAGUCACGACGAACUCUGAUGAUGUUCACCUUAAAUAAUCCUUAUCCGAUGCCGCACCGGUUAGGUUUGUGUGAGUUAGACUAGUAAUCCUGCUCAAUCUCAAAAGUCAAAGAGGACAACAGAAAGAUAACUAUGAACAGAGACGCUAUUUUGGUCAGAAGAGAAUGAAUGAUAGGUUUAAGUUUGCCUCAUUGAACAAUGGAGAAGGUUCUAUUUAUCAAAGAGUAUCUUAUUAGACAAUAUGUUCAACUUUUGGUUAAGCUCAAAGAACAAUUCUUAUAUAUUUAAAAACAUUAUGAAAGAUAGGUAACUCUUUCUAUAUUGCCUAACAUUUCGAAGUUCACUUUGUUAUUAAACAAGUCGUAGGUUUUGUU
Brassica rapa (field mustard) is the source of this 2421-nucleotide messenger RNA. Its product is annotated as glucosidase 2 subunit beta. Gene Ontology annotation, biological process: N-glycan processing. Gene Ontology annotation, cellular component: glucosidase II complex. Lineage: Eukaryota; Viridiplantae; Streptophyta; Magnoliopsida; Brassicales; Brassicaceae. The record is from RefSeq and is a predicted model, not a curated record.